Molecule: messenger RNA, 1669 nt
Organism: Trematosphaeria pertusa
Lineage: Eukaryota; Fungi; Ascomycota; Dothideomycetes; Pleosporales; Trematosphaeriaceae
Product: Dehydroquinate synthase-like protein
Exons: 5
Coding region: 1-1293 (430 amino acids)
Biological process (GO): antibiotic biosynthetic process
Molecular function (GO): 3-dehydroquinate synthase activity
Source: RefSeq, a predicted model, not a curated record
AUGUCAGACCUCAAUGCGACCGUUCACGAGACCAAGAAUGGGUUCCACGUGGAGGGAUACGAGAAGAUCGAAUACGACUUCACCUUGAUGGCAUACCGCGCUCUCACAAUCAUGGACUUGAACAUCUUCAACCUCUACGGCCAGCAGAUGCAGACCUAUUUUGCCCAUCACGGCCUGGAGUUGAAGAUCCACAAGACCAUGAUCGGCGAGAAGGCGAAGUCCAUUGAGACGUUCCUGAACAUCGUGGAUUCCUUGACCGACUUUGGCGUUAUCCGCAAGGAGCCAGUGCUAGUUGUGGGUGGAGGCUUGGUUACCGACGUUGCUGGAAAUACCAACUUUAUCCGGAUCCCAACAACCGUGAUCGGCCUCAUUGACGCCAGUGUCAGCAUCAAGGUCGCCGUAAACUACGGCAAUUAUAAGAAUCGUGUGGGAGCGUACCAUGCACCCAUGCACACCUUCCUCGAUUUCACGUUCCUAAAGUCGCUUCCGGAAGCUCAGGUUCGGAAUGGCUUCGCUGAGCUUAUCAAGACCUCCAGCUGCGCACAUCUGAGAACGUUCGAUCUGCUUGACGAGUUCUGCGAGAGGCUAAUUCAAACGCACUUCGGUCGUCUCGGUGAUGAAACGGGUGAGGCCAAAAAGGUUGCGGAUGAAAUAAACCACGCCGGGACCUUCGAGAUGCUGAAGCUCGAAACACCUAACUUACACGAAAUUGGAUUGGACCGUGUGAUAGCAUAUGGCCAUACCUGGAGCCUGCUGCACGAGCUGACGCCCGCCGUACCGCUUCGCCAUGGUCAUGCCAUCUCAAUCGACAUGGCCUAUUCGGGAACAUUGGCGAACAUGCGCGGACUGCUGAGCGACGCGGAGCAUCACCGACUGCUGAACUUGUUCUCACGGGCAGGGCUGUCGAUGGACCAUGAGCUCUUCAACGAGGAGGUUCUCGACAAAGCUACCAAAGCCAUUCUCGAGACCCGAGAUGGGAAGCUGCGAGCCGCUGUGCCUAAUCCCCUCGGAAAAUGCGUCUUUCUGAACGACGUCACCACGGAAGAGAUGAACGCGGCCUUGCGACGGCACAAGGAGAUCAUGAAGCAGUGUCCUCGCAACGGUGAGGGUAUCGAUGCCUCCGUCGAUGCUAGUGAUACUGGUUACACGGUCAAUGAUGUGCCGGUCGAGCAGACCAUGAAGGGAGUCAACGGCAAGAUGGUGAACGGUGUGACCAAUGGUAUCAGCAAUGGCAUGCCGAACGGACUGCAAAAGGUGAUGGCAAACGGGUAUCCCACCGGAUAUCGCAACUGAGCGAAAUCUUGAAAUGCCAAGUUGGUGAACGACAGUUUGCGAUACCGGAGUUGAUAGAGAUCCGCCAGAUAUUCAGAGGGAAGAAAAAUUCUCCAGGCGGCUUUCUGGGAUUGAGCAAUAGCGCAGUUCUACCAUUGAAUAAAAGACUCGUCAGCAUUCUCCGAAUGCCCGCAUACACAAUUUGAUGAAAAUUUCACAUGCACAAGCAAUGAUAUGUUCUCCAUAAGUCGACACCGAUGCCCCAUCGCCAUCACUUAAGACGACCCACGAGACGCCAGUUUCCUACAGGAGGUUUCUUCUCCGGAGCCACGCCACUGAGAAGUGACUGGCAACCAAAAGCAAAAGUGAUGCUGGUGGUCGUGGCUGGCUCCGUUAC